AUGGCCACUACGACGACUGUACGCAAAGACCACAAGAAGUGGAAGUGUAACAAAAACAUCUCGGGAAAGCUUUGCGGCACUAUCACCUCAAUGAGCAAUAAAUACUGCGACAAAUGUGAUAAGAGGCGACAGGUCGAUGAUGAAGCACUGGCUUCUGAUGAAUCAUCGAUUGGAAGAUUGUAUCACCUGGCCACCGAUCUGACAGAGCAUUGGGAGUAUACCAGCCCUGAGCCUCUGUAG
Messenger RNA from Fusarium verticillioides 7600, 240 nucleotides. RefSeq lists its product as hypothetical. The coding region runs from base 1 to 240 and encodes 79 amino acids. The record is from RefSeq and is a predicted model, not a curated record. Lineage: Eukaryota; Fungi; Ascomycota; Sordariomycetes; Hypocreales; Nectriaceae. The transcript has a single exon.